Anolis carolinensis (green anole) is the source of this 1075-nucleotide messenger RNA. RefSeq names its product cilia and flagella associated protein 107 (gene cfap107). The record is from RefSeq and is a predicted model, not a curated record. NCBI's taxonomy places the organism in Eukaryota, Metazoa, Chordata, Lepidosauria, Squamata, Anolidae. Bases 197 to 805 code for a protein of 202 amino acids. The transcript has 4 exons.
UGGUAGGAAUAAUCGCCUUGAUUUCUCCGGGGUAGAAUCCCUUGUUGCUUAGUGGGUUGCCACGGGGAUGGCCAACAAUAGAGAACCCGAGACCAAAGAACGCCAGAGGCCAAAUGUCCCGCUCGGCAGGCACACACACGCAUAGCGCAGGACACCUUUUGAGUGUGUGCUUUGCCACAGCAUGUGAGAAAGAGCCAUGUUUACGACAUGCAGAGACGGGCAGGAAUCGCACCUUCCCGGAUGGAGGAUCGAGCCUAAGUAUUCGACCAAAGUCCUGAUCGGAAACUGGCUGGAGGAGAGGAAAAAGUUCAUACGGGAUCACCGAGGAACCGGCAACAGCACGUAUGGGCGGGAUUUCGUCCGGUUUCCUUCGGAAGUCCCGGACCGAACGGUGUUGCGGAGGAUGAAGAAGCAGAUGGACGGCCUCCCGAAGAAGUUUGUCCUGACCCACCACGAAGAACCGAACCACCAGCACUUGGUCUCGCAGUACGACGACCAAUACAACCGGCACGGCUACAAUCCCAUCCUACCACCGCUUCGGAAGUGGCAAGUGCAAAAGUUUGCCUGGGUCCCGGAGAAAUCGGACUUCCCGAUUCUCGAGCCUCCAACCAACUACGGACUGUUUGAGCAUCUGGUGAAAAAAUGGACGCGCAAAGAGCACGGGCGCAUGAACAGCGUCUACAACGUUUCCUACCCAAAGCCUCCGGCCGGAUCCUACACCGUCCGCCAGCGACCCAUCACCACCCACAUCCUGCAGGCCAACCAGGAGAUAUGGCUGCCCCGGAGCAGCGACCCAUACCUGUGAAAGUAACGUCUGUAUUUCCGCUCAGAUACCGGAUUAAAUACCCCACUGUUGACGUAAAAGUAAUGAGGAAGUGGUGGUAUUUCAUAUAAGUUAUUUGCCAUGAAAUAUAGUAUAUUAUUAAAUAUGUGUGGGUAUGGAUGAGUUGAAUGGAAGGAAGGAACAAAUGAGAGCUAAAUUUUGGAGACACCAUUCAAAAAUGUUAAGGCCCGCAAUGACUAAUUUCCCGCUUGCUGAACUGUAAUUAAAAGUUGCUAAUGAGAGCUGAAAAUA